Molecule: messenger RNA, 2554 nt
Organism: Aspergillus sclerotioniger CBS 115572
Lineage: Eukaryota; Fungi; Ascomycota; Eurotiomycetes; Eurotiales; Aspergillaceae
Product: DNA repair protein RAD16
Exons: 11
Coding region: 326-2290 (654 amino acids)
Molecular function (GO): ATP-dependent chromatin remodeler activity; metal ion binding; ATP binding
Source: RefSeq, a predicted model, not a curated record
AGGAACCGCCUUUUAAGCUCCCGAAGACAUCGAGUCGAGUCGCUCAAGAGACCUAUGAACCUACUGAAAAUAUUGAUGACGUUACUGGUCAUGGUUCUGAUGACAAAGAGGAUCGACCUGAUGAAUGGACCCCUUCGCGCGGAAUCAGAAGGUCUAUUCGGGCAGCAAAAAAGAGUAGCCUCCGUCGGCUAUCUGUUAGCGAUGUACAUGAUAGCGACCAAGAGGAUGACUACCAGAGCGGCAUUGAUUCAGCCUCUUCUGCAUCUUUCUCGGGCCUCCACGCAGAGCGGCUACAACUGUUAGGCGAGAACCAGGAGAGGCAGGGAUGAGCCUUCGUGCUAUUCGUGAAAGAAGGAAGCUUGAGAAACAACAUCCAUACAUCACAAAGAUGUGGGAUGAUUUGAGAGACUCUCCCCCAAUAGAGCCUGUAAUGGCAGAGCAGCCUCCGGGCAUAUCGAGGACACUUAAGUCAUUUCAGCUUGAAGGUUUGAACUGGAUGAUGCGGCAAGAAAAGUCGCAAUACAAGGGAGGGUUAUUAGGCGAUGAGAUGGGCAUGGGCAAAACUAUUCAAGCAGUUUCACUCCUUAUGUCUGAUUACCCUGUCGGCAAACCGUCACUUGUGAUUGUUCCUCCAGUUGCUCUAAUGCAAUGGCAAUCCGAGAUUAAGGAAUAUACAAACGGCCAGCUAGAUGUGCUUAUUUAUCACAAUUCAAAUCCCAAGGUCAAAACACUCUCAAAGGAUGAGCUGCAGGCUUAUGAUGUGAUAAUGAUAUCCUACUCUGGCCUUGAAUCGAUCCAUCGCAAGGAGUGGAAGGGAUGGAACCGCCAUGAUGGAAUCGUGAAAGAAGACAGUAUCAUUCAUUCUAUCCACUAUCAUCGGCUGAUCCUGGAUGAAGCCCAUAGCAUCAAGCAACGUACAACUAGUGUUGCCCGCGCAUGCUUUGCACUGAACGCAAACUAUAAAUGGUGCCUGUCAGGUACACCUGUUCAGAAUCGGAUAGGAGAAUUCUUUUCCCUCCUUCGCUUUCUGCAAGUCCGUCCCUUUGCCUGCUAUUUCUGCAAGCAGUGCCAGUGCCAGCAGCUCCAUUGGUCACAAGACGCAGAGAAAAGAUGCACUGAGUGCAGACAUAGUGGAUUCAGCCAUGUGUCGGUCUUCAAUCAAGAGAUACUGAAUCCUAUCACCGAAAGGGACAACGCCUAUGCCCGAAAGGAGGCAUUGGCAAAGCUGCGACUCAUAACUGAUCGGAUUAUGCUGAGACGAGUAAAACGAGAUCAUACGGCUUCGAUGGAACUGCCACCGAAGCGUGUUGUUCUCCAUAAUGAAUUCUUCGGAGAGAUUGAGCGUGAUUUUUCUAGAAGCAUUAUGACUAAUUCUGCAAGGCAGUUUGAUACAUACGUGAGCCGUGGUGUCAUGUUAAACAAUUAUGCGAAUAUCUUCGGUCUUAUCAUGCAAAUGCGUCAAGUUGCAAACCACCCGGAUCUAAUUUUGAAAAAGCAUGCACAAACCGGGCAAAAUGUACUUGUCUGCAGCAUUUGCGAUGAACCAGCGGAAGAAGCGAUUCGCUCCCGUUGUCGGCAUGAGUUUUGCCGUAGGUGCGUCAAAGACUAUGUUAGGUCUUUUGAUGCGAGGUCAACUGUUGACUGUCCUCGAUGCCACAUUCCGCUGUCAAUUGAUUUUGAACAACCUGACAUCGAACAAGAGGAAGAACAUAUCAAGAAGAAUUCUAUCAUCAAUCGGAUUCGAAUGGAGGACUGGACAUCGUCGACAAAGAUCGAGAUGCUUGUUUAUGAGCUCUACAAGCUGAGAAGCAAGAAACAGACGUUAAAAUCAAUUGUGUUUUCCCAGUUCACCUCGAUGUUACAGCUUGUGGAAUGGCGUCUACGUCGGGCUGGCUUCAAUACCGUCAUGCUCGAUGGCACUAUGACGCCGGCGCAGCGUCAAAAAUCCAUCGAGUACUUCAUGAACAAUGUGAAUGUCGAAGUAUUUCUGGUUUCCCUCAAGGCCGGCGGUGUGGCUUUGAAUCUGACCGAAGCAUCAAGGGUUUUCAUAGUUGACCCCUGGUGGAACCCAGCUGCUGAAUGGCAGAGUGCGGACCGAUGCCAUCGAAUCGGUCAACGCCGACCUUGCGUCAUCACCCGACUGUGCAUUGAGGAUUCGGUGGAGUCUCGGAUUGUGUUACUUCAAGAAAAGAAGGCUAAUAUGAUAAACGGCACCAUCAACAAAGAUCAAGGAGAAGCUUUGGAGAAGCUUACCCCAGAAGACAUGCAGUUCUUGUUCAGAGGAUCUUGAUUGGGUGAUCAGUGGAGGAAGGGGGGCGAGAGAAAUUGCGGGCGAACAGGAGAGUUUGACUGCGGGGGUCUUUUUAUGGCUUUGAUACUAAACCUUGCUCAUAUGCAAACGUAGAUACUAUGUAAAUACCUAGAUAGAUCGAGGGCGGUCGGAUCUAGGUACUGGAAAGUGGGAACUGGGAAGAGGCCAGGCUACUAAUUUAGCUCCGGGAUUUCCCCUGAGGGUCACCCAAACAAUCGUGCAUGCGUCCUAUAGCCUAUUAGU